This is a messenger RNA of Vigna radiata var. radiata (mung bean), 2585 nucleotides long. RefSeq names its product nuclear pore complex protein NUP62. Bases 84 to 2408 code for a protein of 774 amino acids. The transcript has 9 exons. Gene Ontology annotation, biological process: protein import into nucleus; RNA export from nucleus. Gene Ontology annotation, molecular function: structural constituent of nuclear pore; phospholipid binding. Gene Ontology annotation, cellular component: nuclear pore; nuclear pore central transport channel. The record is from RefSeq and is a predicted model, not a curated record. Lineage: Eukaryota; Viridiplantae; Streptophyta; Magnoliopsida; Fabales; Fabaceae.
AGAUAAAUUGAAAACCCUGUUUUUGAAAACCGAAGACGCUCCUCACUCUCAAAUAGGACAGAGCUUAGAGAAAGAGCGCAACAAUGGCGGGGGGUUUCUCCUUCGGAUCUUCUGCCCCUUCUUCAACUCAAUCUUCGUCUUCCUUUUCCUUCACAAACACUUCUUCUUCCUCUUCCUCUUCUCCAUUUUCAUUUGUCUCAUCCUCCACUCCCGCGUUCUCGUUCGGAUCCUCCUCUCUCUUCACCGCUGCCACAAACCCUACCUCCGCUGCCUCUUCAAUUUUCGCUGCCGCUAGCUCUGCCUCACCCUUGUUCUCCUCUUCCUCCCCGGCAACGGCACCGUUCGGGGCUUCUUCCCCCUCUACAUUGACGACGUCGUUUGGGGCAGCUUCCUUUUCCACUUCCACGCCGUUUGGGGCUGCUUCCUCCGCCGCCGCAACCACGACGACGCCGUUUGGAGCACCUUCCUCCCCUUCAGCAACUCUGUUUGGCGCAGCCUCCCCAGCUCCAACGACUCCAUUUGGUGGAACGACCUCAGCAUCAACGACACCGUUUGGUGUAACGCCCUCAGCUUCGACUCCGGCGUUUGCUGUAACACCCUUAGCGUCGACUACGGCGGUUGGGGGAACUGCCUCAGCCUCGACUCCGGCGUUUGCUGGAACGUCACCAUCUUUCAUUCCGGCGUUUGGUGUAACAACCUUAGCGUCGACUACUGAGUUUGGCGGAGCAUCAUUAGCUUCCACGACGCCGAGUGGAGGAGCGUCAUCCACUUCAACGACCUUGUUUGGUGCAUCCUCCUUAGCUUCCACGACGGGAGCAGCAUCUUCAACAUCGACCACGCCCUCAUCCUCAGCCUCGUUUGGAGCGUCGACUGCUUCGGCAUCGCCGUUUGGAGCGUCCCCUGCAUCGCUAUUUGGAGCAGCAUCAUCUUCAUUUGGCUCAACAACUUCUGCUGCGACACCAUUUGGUAGUAGUACUUCCUCUUCCUCAACGGCAGCUUUUGGAGCAUCUUCCGCCUCAUCGCUGUUUGGAGGAUCAUCCCCAGCAGGAACGACUCCGUUUGGAGCGUUGGCAGUUUCUUCAGCUUCCUCAACCUCUGCAAGCAGCUCUCCUUUGUUCUCAAGUGUGUUUGCCACUGGACCCUCUUCGAUUUCGACCUCAACGACGAUCCCAGCGUUUGCAAAGCCGUCUGCUUCAGCUACUACUACAACGGUGUCAUCUAGCUCUUCGGGACUCUCUUUCGCUUCUCAACCCUCUUUUGGAUUCCCCAAUGCUGCUUCAGCUACGGCUUCUUCGGCGGCUUCUGGCGCAUCGGCUUCAAAACCACCGGGUUCUUUUUCGUUUACCACAUCUUCGGCGCCACUGUUCUCGACUGUGACGACCACCACGACUUCUACUGUGGCUACUGGCAGCACGACCCUUUCAUCUUCUGUGCCUGCCUUUGGUGCUACUACUGCAUCUUCUGCUACACCGAAUACUUUGGCGGUUCCUGCUGCUUCUACUGGUGCAGCACCUUCUAUCAGUACAGGAUCAUCUUUUACAGGAUUUGGCGUAGGAAGCACGGCAUCCAAUGUUUCUCUUGGGACUGGGUUUUCCUUUGCAAAUAAGUCAUCAACGACGACAGCUUCUACCGCUACUACUUCUGCAUUUGGGGUGAGCACUACAACCUCUACUUCAGCAAUUUUGGGUUCCAGCACCAGUGCAACUCAGGCAUCAACUGCUGUUGUUGUGGCUUCUACUACGGGAACUACUUCAACUGUCAGCACUUCAGUUACUGCUGCACCAAAAUUGCCGUCUGAAAUCACUGGGAAGACUGUUGAAGAGAUUAUCAAGGAGUGGAAUGCUGAGUUGCAAGAGCGAACUGGAAAGUUUAGAAAACAGGCAAAUGCAAUAGCAGAAUGGGAUCGCAGGAUUUUGAACAAUCGUGAUGUUCUAUUGAGGCUUGAGAUUGAAGUGGCAAAAGUAGUCGAGACACAAUCAAAUUUGGAGCGGCAAUUGGAGUUGAUAGAGACUCAUCAACAGGAGGUUGAUAAGGCUUUACAGAGUAUGGAGGAAGAAGCGGAACGUAUUUACAAGGAUGAACGUGGUUUGCUUCUUGACGAUGAAGCUGCAUCUACAAGAGAUGCAAUGUAUGAGCAAUCUGAAUUGAUUGAAAGGGAACUUGAGCAGAUGACUGAACAAAUCAAAUCGGUUAUCCAAUCUCUUAAUUCAAACCAGGGUGGAGAACUUGAUACCCUUGAUGGAAUGACUCCAUUAGAUGCAGUAGUUCGAAUUUUAAAUAAUCAACUAACUUCUCUGAUGUGGAUUGAUGAAAAGGCUGAAGAGUUUUCUUCCCGUAUUCAGAAGCUAGCUAACCAAGGUUCUGCUUCAAAUCGUGAACCGACGGGUCCAGGAAUCUGGAUGUCUUGAUAUUUCAAAUUGUACAGUAUAUCAACACUUUUAAAAUGACACACCUAGAAAAUUUUUAUUUGUAUGAUUUUUCUUCCCAAAAAUUCGGGAUGAACUGUUUCAGAAUGGUAAUCGCCAACUUCUCUAUUGGAUUUCCAAAUACUACUUUACUUUGUUAUUAAAAGGGCUGUUAUGAAA